UUCCUACGACAUAGAAGAAUUAGCCCUUUCAGAUGCUACUGUCAACCCGGGCAGAGAGAAAGUUGGUCCUGCUGAUUUUGAGCUUUUAAGAGUAUUAGGAAAAGGUGGUUAUGGCAAGGUUGCCAUGGUAAUAGCCAAAGAUCAGUGUAGAUUAACACACAGUUAUCUUAGUGUACUACUGGUAUAUUGUGGGGAACUUUUUAUGCAUUUAGAAAGAGAAGGAAUAUUUUUAGAAGAUGUGGCAUGUUUUUAUCUGGCAGAGAUCGUAUUAGCUUUGGAACAUUUACAUAAACUAGGUAUUAUCUACAGAGACUUGAAACCUGAGAAUAUCAUGCUGGAUGCCCAGGGGCAUGUUGUAUUAACAGAUUUUGGUUUAUGUAAAGAAGCCUUAGAAGACGGUGCCAUGACGCAUACUUUUUGUGGUACUAUAGAAUAUAU
Molecule: messenger RNA, 438 nt
Organism: Saccoglossus kowalevskii
Lineage: Eukaryota; Metazoa; Hemichordata; Enteropneusta; Harrimaniidae
Product: ribosomal protein S6 kinase beta-1-like
Biological process (GO): signal transduction; protein phosphorylation
Molecular function (GO): ATP binding; protein serine/threonine kinase activity
Source: RefSeq, a predicted model, not a curated record